CUCGCGAUAACUACGUCGGUCUUUCACCAUGUCCCGCGCCUCCAAGCUGACACUGCUCGGCACCUCCCUCUUUGCCCUCGGCACAGUGGUAUUUGUGCAUUAUCAGCAAAAGGCGGAACAAGAGGCAAUGCACCAGGGCGUGAUCCGCGACAUGGAACAGCAGCGCCUCAAGCGGGAGCGCCAAGCCGACUUCGACCAGCAGCGGGCGCUCGAGGCCGAGUACAAGAGGGAGCAGACGGUGCGAGACGGGAGCAGCAGCAGCAGCAGCAGCGGCUUGGGGAGAGUCACGCAGACAGCUCCUCCGACCUAAAAUACCCGAAAUCUGUGGGAUUCCAGUAUCAGUGCGGUGAUCAUGUUGGCGCUGCUGAUGUUGGGUGGGCUAGAAGGGGUGGCUCGGAGAAACGAAGAGCAGGAAUUUGAAAGAGUUGUUAGUCAACUACUCAUGGGUUUUUACGCGUAUUGUUUCAUGGCCGAUCGAGGGAGGGAGUGGACAGCCAAAGAGGACGAUGGAGCAGCAACACGGGCGAAGGAGAGGGAGGUGUCCCGGACGCGAGAGGAAGAUACCCAGUUGUGAACGCGAAAGGAGGACCGAACGGAACGAGGGUGGUGUGUUGUCUUGAUACCCGUCUUCGAAGGCUUGUAUGAUAGUGUUCGUGUAGGGUAAUACUGUACCACUGGGAAUAGAAUAACCCCAAGCCAUUGCAUUCGCC
Messenger RNA from Parathielavia appendiculata, 710 nucleotides. RefSeq lists its product as uncharacterized. Bases 29 to 310 code for a protein of 93 amino acids. Gene Ontology annotation, cellular component: mitochondrion. NCBI's taxonomy places the organism in Eukaryota, Fungi, Ascomycota, Sordariomycetes, Sordariales, Chaetomiaceae. The transcript has 2 exons. Gene Ontology annotation, biological process: mitochondrial respiratory chain complex IV assembly. The record is from RefSeq and is a predicted model, not a curated record.